Molecule: messenger RNA, 1920 nt
Organism: Trachemys scripta elegans
Lineage: Eukaryota; Metazoa; Chordata; Testudines; Emydidae
Gene: ETS2
Product: ETS proto-oncogene 2, transcription factor
Exons: 10
Coding region: 249-1667 (472 amino acids)
Biological process (GO): cell differentiation; regulation of transcription by RNA polymerase II
Cellular component (GO): nucleus
Molecular function (GO): sequence-specific DNA binding; DNA-binding transcription factor activity, RNA polymerase II-specific
Source: RefSeq, a predicted model, not a curated record
ACAGAGCGGAGCGCGGCGCACUCGGAGACACCGGCACUGGCAGCGCCCACGCACCGCACCGCACCACGCCUGCGACCGCGCGCCUCCUGCUCGGCCGAGCCCUCUGCUCAGUGCGGGGGCGGCUGGCUUGACCACGCAAAGGCGAUUUCGGCUCCAGGCGAGGCAGCGGCGUUUGGAGGAGGGAGCAGCAGGAGCGAGCGCUGGGUUUGGAGACAUUCCCUGCGGGACCUCGGCUCUGGGCGGCCCAGAUGAGUGACUUUGGAAUCAAGAACAUGGAUCAGGUAGCUCCUGUAUCUAACAUCUACAGAGGAAUGCUCAAGCAUCAACCAGCAUUUGACGUCUUUGAUGUCACAAACUCUUUGUUUGCAGGAUAUUUUCCCUCAUUAAAUGAAGAUCAAACCGUUCAAGAAGUACCAACAGGGUUUGAUUCAAUUUCUUAUGAGUCAAACAGCUGUGAAUUGCCUCUCUUAACCCCAUGCAGUAAGGCUGUGAUGAGUCAGGCCUUAAAAGCUACUUUCAGUGGCUUCGCAAAGGAACAGUGUCGUCUGGGUAUCCCAAACAAUCCUUGGCUGUGGACUGAACAGCAGGUUUGCCAGUGGCUUUUCUGGGCUACCAGGGAGUUUAGUUUGGCAAAUGUGAACUUUCAUCAGUUUGUCAUGAACGGCCAAGACUUGUGCAGCCUGGGCAAGGAACGUUUCUUGGAGCUAGCUCCUGAUUAUGUAGGCGACAUUCUGUGGGAACACCUGGAACAGAUGAUAAAAGACAGUCAAGAGAAGAGACAGGACCAAUAUGUUGAAAACUCUCAUCGUACCUCAGUCCCACACUGGGUCAAUAACAACUCAUUAAGUUUUAAUACAGAACAGGCCCCUUAUGGUAUGCAAAUGCAUAGCUACCCCAAAGCCAGCCUCCUGAGUGACUUAUGUCAGACUUUUGCAGGACCAAAUCUCCUCAGCCCAGAUCAAGAAUUUUCCAUGUUCCCCAAAGCUCAGUUAGAGACAGUCAAUGUGAACUACUGCUCCAUGACCCAUGACUUCACAAACAAUCUGAACUUGCUGAUAGAUAACUCUGGUAAGCCCAGAGAGCAUGAAUCCAGUGACAGCAGCACAGAAAGUUAUGAAAGCACAGAUUCUCAACUUCAGUCCUGGAACAGCCAAUCAUCUUUAGUGGAUGUACAACGUGUUCCCUCUUAUGAAAGUUUUGAAGAUGAUUGUAGCCAGUCUCUAUGUCUGAACAAACCUACAAUGUCUUUCAAAGAUUACAUUCAAGAAAGAAGUGAUCCUGUAGAGCAAGGGAAACCAGUUAUACCAGCAGCAAUUCUAGCAGGCUUUACAGGCAGUGGACCUAUACAACUGUGGCAAUUCCUUCUGGAGUUACUAACAGACAAAUCCUGUCAGUCAUUUAUUAGCUGGACUGGAGAUGGAUGGGAGUUUAAACUUGCUGACCCAGAUGAGGUGGCACGACGGUGGGGAAGGAGGAAAAACAAGCCAAAAAUGAACUAUGAGAAACUAAGCCGGGGCCUGCGCUAUUAUUAUGACAAGAACAUCAUCCACAAGACAUCAGGGAAACGCUACGUGUACCGGUUUGUAUGUGACCUACAGAACCUGCUGGGGUACACGGCAGAGGAACUUCAUGCCAUGCUGGGAGUGCAGCUAGACACAGAAGAUUGAGCACUGCAAUAUCGUGCAAAACUGGCAAAGAUUGCAAGAUUUUCAACUGUGACUAGGACCCAUCUGCAGUCAGUCUUUUGACUGUUCAGAUUGGUGCAACUGUUAAGAAAUAAGGACCUUGAACUGGUUUUGUAAUCGGGGAAAGCUGAAGGAAGAAGUGGCCUUAUUUCAUCAGACGCAAUGGCUUCAAGUAUUGCUGCACCAAGUUCUUUGGAGCAGUGUGGCGGAUGGCACAGUGCCUAGCUCUAACCUG